This is a messenger RNA of Doryrhamphus excisus (bluestripe pipefish), 4415 nucleotides long. RefSeq names its product intraflagellar transport 74 (gene ift74). Lineage: Eukaryota; Metazoa; Chordata; Actinopteri; Syngnathiformes; Syngnathidae. Gene Ontology annotation, cellular component: cilium; intraciliary transport particle B. The record is from RefSeq and is a predicted model, not a curated record. Gene Ontology annotation, biological process: cilium assembly; intraciliary transport involved in cilium assembly. Gene Ontology annotation, molecular function: beta-tubulin binding.
AGACAGUUACCGUGGUAACAUCAACAUCCUCUGGUGUGGCUAACGCCGAGAUUUGUUGAGCUAGCUAUCUCCAGGCGACUUCUAAGCAAACGACAGCCACUUCAGUGUUAGUUCAUAGAACAAUACGACACGAAAGGUUUCCACAUUAUGGCAAGUCAAAGGCCUCCAUCCAGCAUGGGUCGACCUAUGAGCCGUGCUGGAUCAGUAGUCCCUGGAACUGGAAGACCUUUAACAGCUGUCCGACCUCCUCCAACAGCCAUACGCAUACCAACUGGGAUGGUUCCAGGCACAGGUGUUCAUCCUGGUAUGAGGGCGAGCGUUGCCACUCCUGGUGUCCUGUCAGCACAGAUCAAAGUGACUGACAGGCCUGUCACUCAGCAGGGCCUCAGUGGUAUGAAGACUGGGUUGAAAGGACCUCAGAGACAGAUCCUGGACAAGUCUUACUACUUGGGUCUUCUCAGGAGUAAGAUUAAUGAGCUAACAACAGAGAUCAGCAAACUCCACAAAGAGAUCGACACCUUCAAUCAAGAGAACUCUGUCUAUCUGUCCUACGAAAAGAGAGCUGAAAGUCUGGCUGCAGAGAUCAGGGAUCUGCAGGGCCAGCUUGCUGAUUACAACAUGUUGAUGGACAAGCUCAACACUAACUCUGACAUGGAGGAGAUGAUCAACGACUACAACUCCUUAAAGGCCCAGAAUGACAGAGAGGCUGAAAGCAUUGACAGCAUCUUCAUUGAGAGAAGAGAAAGGGAAGAGGCCGUCAGGGCCAUUGAAGAGGAAAUCAAGAAGGAAAGGCGCGCCGCUGAUGAGAUCGUCCAGGCCAUGCCAGCUGCAAAACAGGAGAAGUACUUCACCAUGACAACAGCCAAUGAGGAGCUACUACAGGAACUAUCUCUUCUCCAAGAAGAACUGGAUGCCCUGCUCACCAGGAAGGAAGAAUACGAAGCGGAGCUUUCCCACUCCCAGAUCAAGCAGGAAGUGGUUCGGCUUCACGAGACUUUGUCCACACUGGAAGCAAAGCGGGAUACCAUGGAGGCUGAGCACAAGAGCUUCAGUACGCCUCAGGAGGAACGAGAGAAACUGUUGAAACAGGUGAAAGAGGACAAUCAGGAAAUUGCCAGCAUGGACAGACAGCUGUUGGAGAUCCGGGACAGGACCGGUCAAAUCACUGAGGACAUCCAACAGUUGGAGCAAGACUCUGAGCAAGCUCAAGGGGAGUGUCAGCAGAAGUACAAGGAGCUGAAGAGGAAGGAAGAGGAAAUUGAUGGCUUCUUGCAGUCCUUUGAGGAGCUAAGGGCUCAGGAGCAGAACAAGACCGCUCAGAGUCAGGAGAACAUUGUUUCUCUUUUAGAGCACUGCAGCAGGAACAUGCUGCGGCUUCGUCAGGUGGACACUAUCACAGCCAGCGAGCUGAGGAACAUGCAGGAUGUCCUGGUCAGCAAGGAGACCGAGGUGUCUCAAUCGGCGAGCACCGCCAGGGGACUGUCCAGCGAGUCACAGCGUCUGCAGCAGGACCUGGAGAAGGUCCAACAGCUGGAGGGGAAGAUCACAGGGGAGCUGAACACCUUGAAGGAACAUGUCAGCCAGAUGCAAUCGGAGCUGGUCACCUACAGCGACCUGGACACCCUGAGACAGACAGCAGAGGAGAGAAAGACGAGGCUGCAGGCGGAGCGAAUCUCCCUCACACAACAUGGAGAUUCAUUCCGACAGCUGCUGGAGGAGAUGAACCAGAAAUAUGAAGCACUGAAGACCAAACUGGAGGAAAACGAGACCCACGCGCAGCUGGCUAACCUGGAGAGGAAGUGGCAACAUUUGGAGCAGAACAACUUUGUCAUGAAAGAAUUCAUCGCCUCAAAGUCCCAGGAAAGCGACUUUGCCUCCGUUUCCAAGAAUGUCUACAAACAAGUGGCCGAUUACAACAAGUGUCUCAUAGAUUCACUGCAGAACAUAAGAAGCUGAGUACACACCCACAUAAGACUUGAUAUGUUUAAUAAUACAUUGUCAUAUUUCUUCUAGAACAGAUGUCUUAUAUAGGAAUUUUGGCCCACUCAUUUUUGCAGAACUGUUGUCAUUCAACCAAAUUGGAGGGUUUUCUAGUACAAAGUGCCUUUUUAAGGUCAUACCACAGCAUCUCAAUAGGAUUCAAGUCAGGACUUUGACUAGACCACUCCAAAGUCUUCAUUUUGUUUUUCUUCAGCCAUUCAGAAGUGGACUUGCUGCUGUGUUUUGGAUCAUUUAGGAUUCAUUGGAUCAUUUUUUAUCACAAGUCUUCCAGGUCCUGAAUCAGCAAACAGCCUCAGAUCAUCGCACUACCACCACCAUAUUUUACUGUUGGUAUGAUAUUCCCUUUCUAGGACUUUGACUAGGCUACUCCAAAGUCUUCAUUUUGUUUUUCUUCAGCCAUUCAGAAGUGGACUUGCGGCUGUGUUUUGGAUCGUUUAGGAUUCAUUGGAUCAUUUUUUUUUAUCACAAGUCUUCCAGGUCCUGAAGCAGCAAAAACGCCCCAAAUCGUCACACUACCACCACCAUAUUUUACUGUUGGUAUGAUGGUAUGAUAUUCCCUUUCUGAAAAGUGCUGUUACUUUUAUGCAAGAUGUAAUGGGAGACACACCUUCCAAAGAGUUCAACUGUUGAUAGCUAGCUUGUAUUAACUAGUUUUCUGGCGCUAUAAUGCACAGAAACAGGACAGAAAUAUGUGUUUCACAUGAGGAUUGUGAAUGAUGGGCAAAAUUCCAUAAAAAGUGCAGUUUCUCUUUAAGAGAAAAAAGUAGUAAUAUUACACAAAUUUACAGAAAAAUGUUCUGCUGGUAAAAUUGUAAAUCUAUAGAAAUGUUUUGUGUUAGCAUUCAUUAGCAAGGCCUUCUCUGCUGGCCUAGCACUGACGUAUACUAAUGUAGUAUACUGAUGUAUUGACUGUCAAUGCAGUCUGCUUUAAGUCACAUGCCAUAUAAACAUUAUUAGCAAUGGGGCUGUUUCUUUUAACCAAUCAGAUUUCAGAUUGGCUUCACAUGGCCAGCUAGCAGGCUUAUGUCCGCAUUUUUCCCAUCCUCUGGUUGUUUGCUGUCUGAAAGUGUACGCCUAAAAAAAUGUGAAGCCUUGAAGAUGACAAGUAACAUCAUGUAUCAUAUAAAAGGUAAGACCACAAAUGUUUUUCAGUUCAUGCAAAAAUAAAUGGAGCUAGGAUGUAUUUGAAAAUAAAUGUUUUAAUGAAAGUACAUUCUCUUUUAGUAAAUGCUCGUACAAAAAUUAUGUGCAAAAAUGGAAGACUCAGUUUUAUCAGCUUGAACCAAGGAAACCAGAAGCACACCAGUGCAAAAGUCACUCUAUGGUGGUAGCAGCAUUUUUUCUGAGGUUCUUUAUCAUGUUAAGGUUUUAUAAUCCUUUGCAAAAACCAAUCAACGUCACCUUGAAGCCAAUUUAUAAUUUAACUAGGUAAAAAUUCCAUGUUUUCAACUUUUAAUAGAUUAUGAUUAGACUUGUUUUUAAAACCUAAAACAAUACUUGAUGGGGCCCAGCAUCAGUUGAGUUUGGGGCCCCUGCUCUAAACCCUAUAAUAUAUUAGUAACAUUACAAGUUGUGUACUGUACUAAACUUGCAGUUACACAGCAUCUUCCUGCUGGAAAAUGUUGAGUGAAUUGAUGCCUUCUGUUGAUUCAUAACUGCAGCACUCUGCAGAUAGCACAAACCACUUAUUUAGAUACGCAAAUAGUGUAAGUGUAAAAUUUAUAUACGCAAAUAGUGGUGUAAAAAAGUGUGCUCUUUUUUGCAUGAUUGUCACACUUGCAGUAACUUGCAAUGAGUCUUACAUUAAGGAGGAAUAUGGCCACUUCUUAGUUGGUUUCAGCUUGAGGUCACCAACAGAUGAAAGCCGCUUGUACAAUUCAAUUACAAGUCUUCCAGGUCCUGAAUCAGCAAAACAGCCCCAGACCAUCACACUACCACCAGCAUAUUUUACUGUUUUCUGAAAUGCAUUACUGGCAAAAUUGAGACCGUUUUUGCCCAGUUUCUCUUAUGGUGGAGUCAUGAGCACUGACCUUAACUGAGGCAAGUGAAGCCUGCAGUUCUUUGGAUGUUGUGGGGUCUUUUGUGACCUCUUGGAUGGUAAUUUUGGUUGGCUGGCCACCUCCAUGUUUUUGCCAUUUGUGGACAAUGGCUCUCACUGUGGUUUGCUGGUGUCCUAAAGCUUUAGAAAUGGCUUUAUAACAUUUUCCAGAUUGCUAGAUCUCAGUUUACAGGCCCACUUAGGUUGGGAUUUUCUUUCUCCCUUGAUAGGUUUCAGUUAAAAACUGCAUUUUGUGUCAAGUUGUGCUAAUUUUGAAUCAUUUAAGUGUGACAAAACAUGCACAAAAAUGAAAACACCUUUUUACACCACUGUAUAUGCCGCACCAUGAAUGGUGAAUGAAUGUAUUUUUUUGUCG